This is a messenger RNA of Melampsora larici-populina 98AG31, 2941 nucleotides long. RefSeq lists its product as uncharacterized. Gene Ontology annotation, molecular function: rRNA (guanine) methyltransferase activity; rRNA (uridine-2'-O-ribose)-methyltransferase activity. The record is from RefSeq and is a predicted model, not a curated record. Lineage: Eukaryota; Fungi; Basidiomycota; Pucciniomycetes; Pucciniales; Melampsoraceae. The transcript has 6 exons. Gene Ontology annotation, cellular component: nucleolus; nucleus; preribosome, large subunit precursor. Gene Ontology annotation, biological process: maturation of LSU-rRNA from tricistronic rRNA transcript (SSU-rRNA, 5.8S rRNA, LSU-rRNA); maturation of 5.8S rRNA from tricistronic rRNA transcript (SSU-rRNA, 5.8S rRNA, LSU-rRNA); rRNA methylation. Bases 1 to 2655 code for a protein of 884 amino acids.
AUGGGUAAACGAGAAAAGAAGACAGCAAAAGGUCGAUUAGAUAAAUAUUAUAGAUUAGCAAAAGAACAAGGUUAUAGAGCUAGAUCUGCCUUCAAACUUAUUCAACUUAAUAAACGAUAUCAAUUUCUUGAAUCGGCUAGAUGUUGUAUCGAUCUUUGUGCUGCACCAGGUGGUUGGCUUCAAGUUGCUGCUAAAUGGAUGCCAGCUAACAGUCUGAUUCUUGGGGUUGAUUUGGUACCUAUUAAGCCUAUACCAAAGGUUGUAACGGCUACAGAGGAUAUUCGAACUGAUAGUUGUAGACGAUGGCUUCGAAGUGAACUCAAGGAUUGGAAAGCCGAUGUUGUGUUGCACGAUGGUGCACCGAAUGUCGGUACUGCAUGGGUUCAAGACGCUUUCAGUCAAGCAGAGCUAGUCUUACAUUCUUUUAAACUGGCCACUGAGAUGUUAGCUCCAGGUGGAACGUUCGUCACAAAGGUUUUCAGAUCAAAAGAUUAUAAUUCACUUUUAUAUGUCUUUAAUCAACUUUUCAAAAAAGUCGAAUCAACCAAACCACCUUCGUCUCGUAACGUUUCAGCCGAAAUCUUUGUAGUUUGUCAAGAUUUCUUAGCUCCUAAGAAAAUCGAUCCUCGACUUCUCGAUCCGGCUCAUGUUUUCAAAGAUCUUGAUUUAGUACCAAUAGCAGCUGAUGGGGAUACGGAGGGACAUAGUAACAAGCUUACUCCGAAUGCUCAAAAUGUUUUCAAACCUGAAAAGAAGAAACGUGCACGUGAUGGUUAUGAAGAUGGGGAUUACAUCUUACAUAAAACUGUAGCAGCUACAGAACUUAUCAAGGCUAAUGAUCCUAUUAAACUUCUUGGUGUGGCUAAUACUAUCACAUUUGGAAAAACAGAUGAAGAUAAGAUGAUUUUAAAAAUGAAAUGUACCAGCAAGGCAAUAUUAACAGAUCUUCAAGAUUUAAAAGUAUUAGGAAAAGGAGAAUUCAAAAAGAUUUUGAAAUGGCGUCUUGCGGUUAGAGAAAUCUUAGGUCUCACUAUUAAAAAAGACCCUGCGGAGGAUUUACCACAAGAUGCUGUAGAGAUUCAGCCUUUAGAUGAAGAUGAGGAAAUGGAACAAGAACUUCAACGUAUUCAAGAAGAAAGCGGCCUACAAAAGAAACGCGAGCGAAGAAGGUUAAACGAGAAACGCACGCGAGAUCUCCAGCGAAUGCAACUUCAGAUGACAACACCCAUGGAUAUCGGAUUAGAACGAGCAGAUGACGAAGUUUUCGGAUUGGAAGAAAUUGAUCAGAAUGACUUUGGUUCUGACCAUGGUCAAGAAGGUUUUGAAAAUGGAGAGAGUGACGAAGAAGAAUCUGUAUACUCUGAAGAAAGUGAUGAUGAGGAUUUAUCAGAAGAUGAAAAGAAGUUACAAAUCUUGGAAGACUCUGUAGGUGUAGCAUAUGAUACAUAUCAAGAAAAGAUUUUGAAUAAAGAUACCAAACGUAAAGUUCGAGAGGAAGCACGACUUCGUCGACAUCACGAUGAAGGUGAACAGGAAUGGACUGGUCUGAAUGAAGAUGAUGGAGGAAGUGUACAUAGUGGUGAUGAUAUUGAGAUGGUUCGAAAGAAGCGGGCUAGGUUUGCCAAGACUAGUAAAUCUGACGAUGAGGAAGAUAGUGAUAGUGAAGGAGAAGAUGUGACUGAUCAAGCUGCGCGAAUUAUGGCUGAACGGGGUUUAAGCUCAAAAGCAUCCACUUCUAAAUCCAAAAAGCGUUUGCUGACUGACUUAACAGAAAAGACAAAUUAUUCUAGCGAAGUGAAAAAUCAAGCUACAGAGAUGUGGUUUGAUCAACCUGUCUUCAAGGAUGUUAAGGGCCUCCAAGGACAACUGAACUUUGAUGAUGAUGAUGAAGAAGAAGAAGACGAGGAUGAAGAUGAGGAUGACGAAGUGCAUGCCGGAUCAUCCGACGAGUCUGCGGAUGAGGAAACAGGAAAGUUUGACGAGAGUGAUGAUGACUUUGAAAUCGUGCCUAAGGAGCCUGUAAAGCCAACUGUGUGGGAUGAAGAAGACUCUGACCAAGACGAAAAGAACGCUCGUAUAGUGCAACAGAAAGGACUUUUGACUCCCGCUGCAAUGCAACUGGCUCUUGAUCUUGUUAACCGACGGAAAACAAAAGAUCAAAUGGUUGACUCUGGGUUCAGAAGAGAUGCCUUCUUUGACGAAAAAGAUCAAUUACCACCUUGGUUUCAAGAUGAUGAGAUGCGACAUUUUCGUGAACACGUACCGGUCACCAAGGAAGCUGUGAAGAUCUUACGAGACAAGAUGAGAGCACUGGACGCUCGACCGAUCAAGAAAGUGGCAGAAGCCAAGGGUCGAAAGAAACUGAGAACAUUACGAAGGAUUGAAAAGAUGCAGAAUAAGGCUAACCUUGUGAAUGCAUCUAGCGAUUUGACUGAAAAGGAAAAAUCGGGUGAGAUUGAAAGAUUGAUGAACCGAAUGAGCAAAAACCCGAAACAAAAGAAUGAAGUGAAAGUCGUGGUGGCCAAAGGAUUCAACCGUGGACAGAAAGGAAGGCCAAAGGGUGUUAAGGGUCGUUAUAAAAUGGUCGAUCCACGAGGUAGGAAAGAGCUUAGGGCUAAGAAAAGAAAAGAGAGGGAGACCAAGAAGCGUUCUUGAAGCUGUUGUACUCUGGCUACUUUCAUAUCCAUGUUCCUCAAGUAAUUGAUUUUUCAAUGGGCAUCUAAUGGGCAUGUCGAAGGCAUAAAUCAGAUCUCAACCCUUCUCUCUCAUAGUAUCCAUUGACUUGAUACAUUCUAAUGUAAUAAUUGUUAUUUCAAUGAGUCUUUUCUUCUAGUUCAUCGCAUUCAGAUCCUUAUAGCUAUGAUUAGCUAUGAUGUUAGUAGCAAAUGGGGCAGUUGUGACUGAUAAACGUGUUUAACUCAUCUGCAGCCCGUCAUUUUUG